AUGAUUUCCACUGAUCUCCUCUUAACAACCACAUUCCUUGUCCUGUGCAUGUGCACCCUCUCCACAGCCUCGCCAAGGGCCGUGUUAACCCUAGUCAAUAAAUGCCCCUUCACUAUCUGGCCAGCCAUCCAGCCGCACUCGGGCCACGCCGCCCUCAUGCACGGCAUCGGCGCCUUCACACUUGACACCCUGGCCAACGUUUCCUUCCCCGCUUUUCCUUUUCCCAACCUCAAAAACUCCUGGUAUGGACAGAUCUGGGCACGCACAGGGUGCACUAGCAUCACUAUCAAUGGAACCGAAUACUUAUCUUGCGCCACCGGCGACUGUGGCCUCCAGCCCGACUGCAGCCGCGAAAAUAUUAUCUCCACCCCUGCCACGCUGGCUCAGCUCCAAGGUUUCGGUAAACCGUCCCCCUCCUUCUACGAUGUCAACCUAGUCCACGGUUUUAACUUGCCCAUCACCUUGACCGCUCACGGGGGCAAAGGUAUCAAACACUUCUCUUGCCCCACAGCUGACUGUACCGCCGAUCUGCUCCAAACGUGUCCCGAAAAGUUCAAGCGCGGGGCACCAGGUGAAAAUUCCUGGCCGGUCGUGGCAUGCUAUAAUCUUACAAUUGGUCGGGUACCGCACCAUCGUGGUGUGAAGCUAGUGCCUUCGUGGAACUCAAAGUUCUUCGAGAGCGCGUGCCCUAACGCGCUUACGAAUGAUACGCAAGAAUAUAAGCCAUCUACUCUACACAGCUGCGAAUGGCUACGUGAGCUGAAGAUCAUCUUCUGCAACUAG
Messenger RNA from Corylus avellana, 783 nucleotides. Lineage: Eukaryota; Viridiplantae; Streptophyta; Magnoliopsida; Fagales; Betulaceae. The record is from RefSeq and is a predicted model, not a curated record.